Molecule: messenger RNA, 447 nt
Organism: Mesorhabditis belari
Lineage: Eukaryota; Metazoa; Nematoda; Chromadorea; Rhabditida; Rhabditidae
Source: the annotation of a GenBank genome assembly
AUGAAACGCUCAUUCGACAUCUCCGUAAACAUGGCUCGUCGACAGAUCGUGGAGACAUGGAAACUCUUUCUUCCAUACAGUGCUUUACAUGCGGUUUCCUUUAUUGCCUAUCAGUUCCUCGGCAUAGCGUAUCGAUCGAUUUUUGUAAAAUUGCUCGACGAAGUUUCGUACGCAGCCGGGACUGGCUAUAUUUUUACUCCAACCUACUUUGUCGCCAUUUCGCCCCUGUUGAUUUUCUGGAUCAUUCACAGCCGAGAAAAGAGUCGACUCAACCAAUCGAAAGACUUGAUGAAAAAGGAACUCGAGGCAAACGAUCUCUAUUUCGAAAACUAUCGAAAUCAAUGGGAAUGUCCACCUGGAAAGCGGAAACAAACACACCAAGAAACCGGUCAUUGGAAGUUUCUUUGCAACUUUCGUCAAAAGAUCUAUCCAUCAAAUGAAAAAGUU